Messenger RNA from Centruroides sculpturatus (bark scorpion), 4379 nucleotides. Its product is annotated as proton-coupled folate transporter-like. Gene Ontology annotation, cellular component: membrane. Gene Ontology annotation, molecular function: transmembrane transporter activity. The record is from RefSeq and is a predicted model, not a curated record. NCBI's taxonomy places the organism in Eukaryota, Metazoa, Arthropoda, Arachnida, Scorpiones, Buthidae. Gene Ontology annotation, biological process: transmembrane transport. The coding region runs from base 1992 to 3095 and encodes 367 amino acids. The transcript has 3 exons.
GGGUCCCCCAGAGCGGUAGGAUGUCACCUCGACCGCCCGGCCAUCCGACCGUCAAGGCACGACACAUCCAGGACAAACCACCCGUCAAAAAUGUUCCGCGAUUUCUCGUUGGGAUUGCCCGGCGCGGUCUCGACCAUUUGGCCUUGCGGUAAAUAGUGUCAUUAUAUAGUGUUUACAGAGGAUAGACAAACGGAAGGUCGAGCGAGAACGUAUAGAGAAAUUUCUGUCCUCGAAAGAAUUCGGACGGGCGUCGGCCGGUUGGCUCGGGCAAACCGAGUUAAUAUAUUCACGGCCAACGUUGGCUCGGAGCGAGGUGGCGCCAACAACUCACUGCCGCCGACAGAUGGCGAAGGGGUUAUCCCGGUGAUCCGAUUACCUUAUCCUACCAGGCGUAUCUUUUCUCCGGUCCGUCCUUUCUCGGUAAGUUUUUCCACCUGUUGUUUGUUAAAUACGAAUGCGCUCCGCGACCACCGAGCCAUCGUCGAUCGUCGUCCGGCUGCGCGCCGUUGCAUCUGCGCCGAUACUUCCGGAGAAGAGUCGUUCGUCCUACCAAAACAAACUCGUAACGUGUAUCACACAUUAGGACUUUGGAUAAGAUAAACGAAUGGCACGCCCGCGACGUUAUCCGUUCAUUUUAUCCAGAAAAUCCAAGAAAAAUGCCCGAUGAACUGUAAAUAAUAAAUUUAUUUUACGAGAAAUGAUGGCGUGCUCCCUCUGGGCAAUUUUUGCUUCGUUACGACUCGCCGUUAUAAAAUUUACCAUUACAUUUAUAUUGUAUACGUUAUAAUUAUUACGUUUUAUUUCGAAAAAGACGAAAUGAUUUUGCAGAAGUAUAUCGAAUCGGGAAGUUUUCAAAUCGUUAUCUUUUCCAUCGUGACUGAUUAUCGCCGUGCUACGAUUACGAUUUGAUCUCGACACAAUGUUUAAAAUUACUUAUAACGUCAUAAUUACAAUUUUGCGCUUCGUAUUCUGACUCUACGAAAAACUUUUCUUCCGAAUAUAUUUUUGGCAAGUUUUUAAAAUCGUCCUCUUCGUUCGCCCGCGUGUAAUUCCGUCCGAGUGGGUGAUAGAUUUCUUCCGGUGGUGUGCGAUUAAGGUUACCGUAACCGUCGAAGGCAAAACACGGACUGAUUGGCAUUAAGCGUACUCGGACGCCGAGGCAAAAUAAAAGGAAUUUGUAUUUUUUCGUCUAGUAAACGUGGACGUAUACGGUUUCCAUUUAUGCUUUCCUUCGAAGCACGGAAUGUGAUUUUACGUGUGAGAAAACUAUUUUACCGCUUGGACGAUAAGUAUUGUCGAAUUAAAUUGUUACCGACGUCGCGUGUUCUCCCGACUGCGGAGUCGUUGGGUUUGCUUGCCUGGUGUCGUCGCCUGGCCGACGAAUGCGAUAACGAUCGUCGAAUAUUUAGCGCUCGUCGGAUUUAAAUCCGAGCGAUUGCGAUUUAACCGUCGACUGUGCCGUCGGUCGAAAAGUGCGGACGUUUUCUUUAUUUUAAUUCUUUAAUCCGUAGCGUACUUAGAAUAAAGUGCACUACGGAUGAGGACGGAAUCUUUAGAGUACGGACCGUCCGUACCGACUACCGUGGACGAAACGUGGUGCGGCCACCCCGUGUGCUGCGGAUGAAAUGUCGACGGUGCCUCGACAUUUUAAAAAUUAGAACUAAAAAACUAGUUGAGAUGCUUUUUGUAAUAUGCCGUGGAGAAUUUUACUCGAACGAAACGGUCUUCUUGUCGCGAUGUAUUCGAAAUUAGCGAUUUCUCCAAAUAUUUGGCGCCGUUUAGAAUGUGUUGCGGUUUGGAGAUAUUUAAUGAUGAUCUGCGCGGUCCCGCGCUCGAGACCCGAACGAUUCUUCGACCCGACGGGAUGCUUUCCGGACUUCGGUGUCGGGAUCGGAGGUACAGAUGCCGCCGCCAAAGUCUACUGUAAACUGGACCGUCAACUGUUUUUUGUUCCGGCAACCCGUUCUUAACGAUGAAUAAUCUUUAAGACAAUGAGUUGCAAGAGAUUCCUUUCUUUCAUCACUGUAGAACCUGCACUGUUCCUUUAUAUGCUUGCUAUAUUUUUAGAAAGUAGUGUAUUGCAAGAUUUGAUUUCGACAAAGAUAUGUAUCAAACAAACUAAUUUUAGUGAAACGUUAUGUAGAGGUCUAGAAAAUGAUACGUUUUAUAAAAAUUUGACUAAAAACAAAAUUUAUGAAGAAGAAAGAACAAUGUGGAUAACUUAUAACAAUGCUAUACUUUAUGGUUUAAAUUUAGUUGUUGCAAGUUACAUGGGAUCCUGGAGUGAUAAAUUUAGUAGAAAAUUAGUAAUGUUAAUUCCACCAAUUAAUUCAUUUCUUGCAUGUAUAAAUUUUAUAAUCAUUUCUAAUUACUUAUAUUCGAGAAUGGAACUUAUUUUUAUUAGUAGUAUUUUAUCUGGUUUAUCGGGUGGAACUGUUGCUUUUAUAGGUUCUUGUUUUGGUUACCUCUCAAAUAUCACAACCAAAGAAACAAGAAAUAAAAGAAUAGCCUUUACUGAAGCCAUGCUUAUUAUUGGUGGCACGGUGGGAUUUUAUAUAGGUGGUGGAAUGUUGAAACGUACAAAUUAUGUUGAUAUAUUUAUACUUGAACUGUUCAUUCAUUGUCUUUCUGUGAUAUAUAUAAUAUUUUUUAUUAAGGAAUUAAAACACGAUGACAAAAUACAAAGUGGAAAUUUGUGCACAAAAUUUUUUUCUGUUAAACAUAUUAUAGAAAUGUUCUCUAUGAUAUUCCGACGAAGAGAAGACAAUAAGCGUUGUUAUAUAGUAUUGUCUCUGAUUGCUACAAUUUUAGUAUAUUAUGGUCUAACAGUUCAAAUUGCUUUGUUAUAUUUAUUUGUGACAAGUAAGCCAUUGCAAUGGAAUCAAGAAUUAUAUAGUUAUUUUUCUGGAGAAAAUUUUGCUAUUAGUGGAACUGCACUGCUUAUUGGUUUGCCAGCAGCUUACCAUUUUUGUAAAAUUAAAGAUACCACUGCAGGAAUAAUGGGUGUUUCAUCUAGAAUGAUUGGUUUAAUAUUUCUUGGAUUAUCAUAUACCAAAGAAAUGAUGUUUAUAAGUAAGUUUUCAUUUAUAUUAUAACAACUGAGCUCAGAUCUGUAAAUCCAAAUAUCUAAAGAUUACUUCAAUCAAUAAUUCUGCUGCACUUUAAUCAUCAAAAUUAGUUUAAAUGAUUGAAGUACAGCCAAAAUAUAGAGUGAAGUAAUCUGGCUCUUCUUAGAUAUUUAAUAUGCUCUAAUUACAUAAUGAACAAUUGAAACUCCUAAAACUCACAAUUUCAUUAUUGAGUAACAUUAUUGAAAACAUGCUUUUUUGAAAUGAUAUAAAUUUUACACAGUAUUAUUAUAAGUUGUCAAAGUAGGGAACAUUUAAUAAUAAUGUUUAUAUUUCAGUAAAUCCCCAAAACUGGGAUCAUAUAAACACAGACAACCUAAGCAAUAACAACAAUUAUGUAAUUAAUAAAUAAAGAAAAUAUUUACUGAUGUUUUCAUCUAUUUACAUACCUCUAAGUAAAACAGACACUGAUGCUGAACCUUAUGUGUAUUUUACUUAUAGAGGUUUAUGACUUUUAAAGUUGCAUCCUGGAAUUCUGUAAAUAUUUUAAUUGUAAAGUAGUUUAUUUUUUGAUUUGAACUUUUCAUUUGUACUGAAGAGGGAUACAAUAAUACUGGUAUUCAUAAUACAUAUAUAAAUGCAAAUAUAAGGAUGGUUUACUAAGGUUUGUUAUUGUUCAUUGUGUGAAACUAUAUGACUGUUAAAAAUCAGAAUAAGAAGAGACUUUGGAUCAGAAUUUAAGUGACAUUAAAAAAGUCCUACAAGACUUUAAUUGUUUUUUAAACAAAUAAAUAGAAUACUGUGGAAUUAUAGCAAUUGUAAUAAUGGAAAUGAUCUGCUUCUGACACAAUAAAGUGCUAUAAAUUAAGACACUUGGCAGUUUUUCUCAUCUUUAUUUAGUUGAUACGUGUGAAAAAUUUACACAUUUCGGGCUCCUAAGCCCCUCUUCAGCCAACUAAAAUAUUAAAAAAGCAUACAACACAUAUAUAGAAAAAAUACAUAGGUUUUGUACAGUUUAUAAAAUUAUCGUGAUCAAAAACAUACCUAUGCAUACAAGUUUUAUAAAUUAAAGUGACAUCAGCUUAUUCUUAAUACUUUCAGCCAACUAAAACAUUAAAAGAGUAUACAAUACAUAUAUAUAAAAUUAUACACAACUUUUAGAUCAAAAUAGUUUUAUAAUUUCUGCAAAACAUACCUUGGAUAUAACUAUUACUAAAGUGGUACACAGUUGAUUAUACUUUCCACUCAUAAAUCCAUUUUGUAAAUUCUUACUUCCUUUGAUACACAUUCACAAAUUUACAUAUUUACAUA